CUUUGUCUUUCAUUUUUGGUUCGGACACGCUGGGUUAAGUUUCAGGCUAUGCCAAAAUGGGCACAACUUCCACAAAAACGGCUCUUCUAUUUCAACAGAAAAAGUGUUUAAAAUGAAGGGCUUAUUUGUUUUGCUCAUAUUGUGUCUGUGUUUCGCUCCUGGUAAUGAUGACAAUGAUGACAGAGAAGAAGUGUUUAUGAUGGAGGGAGAUUCAGUCACUCUGCACACUGAUGUUAAAACAAUCCAGCAAGAGAGAAUUACAUGGUAUUUUAAUGACACUCGCAUCGCUCAAAUACGCGGAGAUCGGAGUAAGAUCUGUACAGAUGAACAGUGUAAAGAGAGAUUCAGAGACAGACUGAAGCUGGACGGUCAGACGGGUGAUCUCACCAUCACAGACAUCAGAACCACAGAUGCUGGAGUUUUCCAACUUCAUGCAGUCAGCAAAAGAAUGAUUCAAAAGGUCUUCAAUGUCACUGUUAUUGAUGUGUCUGGUGCAGAAACAGAUCAAACAAAUGCCAAGUCAGCGAUGGAGGGAGAAUCUGUCACUUUAGAUCCUGGUCUGGUAAAAAAUCCAAAUGAUUCAAUGACAUGGUUUUUUAAUGAUGCUUUCAUCGCCGAAAUCACUGGAGAUCAGAGUAUGAUCUGUACAAAUGAUCAGUGUGAAGAGAGAUUCAGAGACAGACUGAAGCUGGAUCAUCAGACUGGAUCUCUGACCAUCAUCAACAUCAACUCCACAGACGCUGGACUUUAUAAACUACAAAACAGCAGCCACAUCCAUCCUCACCACAGCAUCAUCAGUAUCAGACGGUUCAGCAUUACUGUCACUGGUGUGUCUGGUGUUGAGACCGAUGGAGUGUCAGUGUCUGUGAUGGAGGGAGAUUCAGUAACUCUACAUACAGAUGUUGAAAUAAGCCAACAGGAUACAAUGAGAUGGUAUUUGAAUGACUUUCGCAUUGCUCAAAUCACUGGAGAUCAGCGUAAGAUCUGUACAGAUGAUCAGUGUAAAGAGAGAUUCAUCGAUAGACUGAAGCUGGAUCAUCAGACUGGAUCUCUGACCAUCACAAACACCAGAACCACAGACUCUGGAGAUUAUAAACUACUAAUAAGCAGCAUACAAAUCAUUCAAAAGAUCUUCCAUGUUGCUGUUCAUGAUGUUCCUGCUGAUGAACGAGAUGAAAUGGAGAGAAAGUCUGUGCAUGAAGGAACAUCUGUCACUUUAGACAGUCAAGAAAUAACAAACAAAAAUUAUUUGAUGAGAUGGUAUUUUAAUGACAUUCUCAUCGCUGAAAUCACUGGAGAUCAGAGUAAGAUCUGUACAGAUGUUCAGUGUGAUGAGAGAUUCAGAGACAGACUGAAGCUGGAUCAUCAGACCGGAUCUCUGACCAUCAUGAACAUCAGAACAACAGACUCUGGACUUUAUGAGCUAAAGAUCAUCCACAGCAUCCGCCGUCGUCACAGCAUCAGCAUCAUCCACAUGAAGAGAUUCAGCAUUACUGUCACUAAUUCAAGUCUACCUUCAGGAGUUAUAGCAGGAAUAUGUGCUGCUGUUGUUGGUGUUCUGCUGGUGAUUGUAAUUGUCAUUUGUGUAAAGUGGAAUAGGGGCCAUACGAACAAUGUAAUAUAACAAUGAUGUAAUGCAACAGUGUAAAAUUACUGUUUAAAUUAACAGUGGGUUUAAUUGAUUUUUGUAUCAGCAUGAUGCUAUGUCCCUGAUUUAGUAUCAUGGUGUAACAUCAAUUUUAGGUUUAAAUUAUCAUCACUGUGUGAUGGAGAUGAUUCACCUUCACCAGCGUUUCCAUGGGUCCUUAACAAUGUUUUAACUGUUGGAUCUAAUUUAAGGGCAUAAAGAGUCUUAAAAUAUACUGGAAUGUAUCCAAGUGAAUGUUUUCACUUUCCGAAAAAUCUUAAUUAUGAUUUCAAGAGAUUCUACAUUUGAGAAACUGUGUUAUUGCUUAAUGUGAGUAAACUUUAGAAGGCUAUGAUUUCAUUGGAAUGCACAAUAUUUAUUCUAAGACAAUAGAGCACAUUUACUAAUGACAAUUGAAUGUCUGGGAAAAACGCUGUAUUUUCACCAUUGCAAAAGCGCCACCUGUUGUCAGACAAUGAAUUCGCAUAUAUAAUUAGCCCGUCUGCUGUUUCUAUUCAGAACAAUUUGAAAAUCGACCCAUAAUUUUAAACAACUGUACAUGUGAACCAUUAAAUCACAGACAAGCUAACUGAAAAAAACAACAACAACAAUAAUAAUAAUAAUACAAAUAAAAAUAAUAAUAAUAAUCACCUUGCUGCCAAAGUAAAAUUUUUCAUUUUCUUUAAGUUUAAUAAAACAUAUUAUUAUGGUGUAAAUGUUUUAAGAAAAUUCAUUGAUUUUAUUUUUUUUAUGAAAGGUAUGUCUGGUGAGUGAGUUUCUAAAAUAGUGUCAUAUUAUACUGCAUUUUAAGAUAUUACAUCAUUACUAACUGGACAUGUAAUUUAAGGAAUAUUACUCUCGCACUCUCUCCCUCUCUCUCUCUCUCUCUAUCUCUCUCUUUAGUAAGCUG
This is a messenger RNA of Carassius gibelio (silver crucian carp), 2537 nucleotides long. RefSeq lists its product as uncharacterized. Bases 113 to 1624 code for a protein of 503 amino acids. The transcript is spliced from 6 exons. NCBI's taxonomy places the organism in Eukaryota, Metazoa, Chordata, Actinopteri, Cypriniformes, Cyprinidae. The record is from RefSeq and is a predicted model, not a curated record.